Lucilia cuprina (Australian sheep blowfly) is the source of this 789-nucleotide messenger RNA. Its product is annotated as lectin subunit alpha-like. The record is from RefSeq and is a predicted model, not a curated record. Gene Ontology annotation, cellular component: external side of plasma membrane. The transcript has 3 exons. NCBI's taxonomy places the organism in Eukaryota, Metazoa, Arthropoda, Insecta, Diptera, Calliphoridae. Gene Ontology annotation, molecular function: carbohydrate binding. Bases 8 to 733 code for a protein of 241 amino acids. Gene Ontology annotation, biological process: biological process involved in interspecies interaction between organisms.
UUCAACAAUGAACAUCGCUAAAGAGAAUUUAAAAGUGAUUUUAUUUUUUGCACAAUCAAUAAUUUUUGUAUUUGCAACACCAGUUGAAUUUAGAGCCGAUAAUGGAGAGUUAUAUAUAAUUGAAACAAGUGAAGAGUAUAACUGGUAUCAGGCUUGGCUCAAUUGUUCGCAACAGAACGGACAACUUGUAACCAUAAAUACUGAAGAAAAGAGUAAAUUUUUGCAAAACAUUUUUGAAAGUAAUCAGGUUAAAUUUACAAAUUUAUGGACCGGUGGCAAAGCUUCUAUAAAUACUGCUGAGAACAAUAUGCCUUUUUAUUGGCAGUCUUUAAAACAAGAAUUUUCUUACACACAAUGGGAUAAAAAUCAACCUAACAUAAGCCUAACAGAGCCAUUAUGUGUCUAUAUAACUAACAACUCUGAAGUGCCCUAUAGCUGGAUAUCUGAUGUGUGUUAUGACCUUAAAAUUGGUUACAUAUGCGAAAUAUCUGAAGAUUCAAACUCCCCAAACAUAAAAGAACACAUCAACUUUAACGACCACAAUAAGUUUGAUGAAAUGUCACAGCAUUCAUUAUUGCCAACUGAUUUAAAUAGGUUGGGUAAUUAUACAACUGCCUGGAGGGAUCUUGUUCGAAAAGCUAUAAGAAAAACCCAAAUAAACAUCGUUAGAAGCUUUUUUCAAAUAGAACACUUUAUUGCCAAGUUACGGGGCAUUAAAGAAAACGUGAAUUAAAAGUAUAAGUUCUAUCAAGUUGCCCAUAGUAAUCGGAUAAUAUAUAUACAAUUUUU